UGCGUGUGCGCGCGGGAGGGUUGAGGAAGAACUGCGAAGAAGGAUUAUUGGCCCAGGAGUGUGAAUAUUAUAGAGGUAAGUGAGGUAGCAUGACUCCAAGCGGCAGUGUGGCCUGAGGGAGUGUCCUGUGUGGCGUGGGAAGGAGUACGCUGUAGAAAAUUCCCUGCUGGACUGUAUUGCGUCAUUGUUUGAUUAUAAGGUGAAUUGAGUGUGAAUGUCACGAGGAUGGCGGGGUCACCGGCGAGGGCGGCGCUGGUGGUGGCAUUUCUUCUCGGCGUGACCCAGCCUGCCCGGGGUGAAGACGCCGAGUGUUGGGCAACGGUGAGGCAGGAGCAGCCGCGCCCGCCGCCUUCCAACAAGGAUCUUGCCAGCAUGGGGCUCUUCGUGGCCAAGUUUGUCAAAUUGAUUGAAGUCACGGAGGUUUAUCUGUGCAUCUAUGAAGGGACAGAAAUUGACAACAAUGCCACAGAACACAUAAUUUCGGCUGCUCUAGCUCGCCACACUGUGUUCUUCAUGCCAUGUGACAAGGCCAAGAUGGCGGAGGCUAUCAGUGCCAUCACACAAGGCACCACAACUGACACUGGCACGCCCUCCGCUCUCCAGCAGCCCGCUGCCCUGCACCUCCUCUCCCGUGCCACCUUGGAGCCAAUGCUGAAUGAGCUGCGGGAGGCCUCUAUGGGCUGGGGCACACUGAUUGGUUUGCACAUCAUCCUAGGUGCUGAUCUUCCCAACUGUGAGGUGUUUAUGCCCAAGACUUCCUGCCACUGGUACCAAGGCUCCUACAACAUGGAGAGAAGGGAGGUGAUGAUGGAUCAGAUGUUCCUGUUUGGGGACGGCCGGGAGGCUUUGAGAGUGCCAGUGGUCUCCUGGGACAGCACUAAACGUGACCUUGUCAUUCUGCACCAGCCUGGUCUUGGCCCUCAGGACUUCAAAGGGCAUGUGCUCAAUAUUAUUACCAUCACUGACAGUCCUCAGGUGAUGGAGAUGCGUCUGUGUGAUUCCAAGAACACUUCCCUCCCAUCUGCCUCCUCCUCCUUCAUGGACAGGCAUUCUUGUACACGAUUUGGCCUCAAUGUGGUGGGUUUGGGGAAGGAUGUGGUGUACUCUGGCUAUCUGGUGGAGGUCAUCCUUACUAUCGCUGCCACUCUCAACUUCAAGAUCCAGCUUUCCGCCUUGCCACCCGGGAAAGAUGAGUUUGGAGCGGAGAUGGAUGAUGGUAACUACUCUGGUCUUAUUGGUGCCAUACAGAGCCAAAGAGCUGACAUCGCCCUUGCCAGCUUCACCAUUACCAAUGAAAGACUAAGAGUGGUGGACUUCUCAGGAUCUGUAGGCUACACUGGCUCAAAUCUAUAUGCUCAGAGGAACUCCUCACUGGAGGCAAUUGGCUGGGACACUUUUGUGCUGUCCUUCCACUGGGCAUGGCUGGCCAUCCUCAUGCUCCUUGGGAUCAUGAGUACUGGCCUGUGGAUCAUCGUACGCCAUCAGACCAAUGAGGAUGACCACUUCACUAAAGGCAGCAACAUUGUCUUCAUACUCUUCUCAUGUCUUGUCCAGCAAGGUUCUUGGAUCCUGCCAACAACAGGCCGGGUGCAAGCAGUGCUGUGGUUGUUCUGGGUAGCUUCUGUGGUGCUCUAUGCAUCUUACACAGCUAUCCUCACCUCUUUUCUCACUGUAUCAACUGUGACUCCUCCCUUCACUUCUCUGGAGGAGGCUGUUGAUGUGCCUGGCUGGAAGAUUGGCUUGCUGAGAGGAACAGCAGUACCCAAGAUAUUUCAGCGAUCCAAGAAGCUGAGUUACCAAAAAGUAUAUGAGAGGCUACAGAGUGACCCUAGCCUGUACUGCGAAUCACGAAAGGAAGGAAUGGACCGCAUGAUCACAGACAACAAGUUUGCCUUCUUUGGUGACAGGAGAGCCAUGUCCUACCUAAUACGUAACAACUGUUCCAUCAAGGAGAUGACUGGUAGCUACAUCAAGAGUUAUGUUCACCUUGGAUUCAGGAAACUGUUGCCCUAUGCUAACAUCAUUAACCAAGAACUGCUGAAGCUUGAAGCUGGUGGCGUGAUGGACAGGAUCUAUCAGCAGUGGUGGGGGAAGCAGGUGCCAUGUGAAGCUCCCUCGCCCUACACACAGCUCGACUUCACCAACAUCUUGACGGCCUUUCUGCUGCUCUUAGCCGGCAUGGUGACGUCCUGUGUCAUUUUUGCUCUGGAGCUACUGUACACGUCUCAAAGAACAGAUCACAUCCCACCACAAGUCAUGCAUGACAACAUGGAAUUCAUGAUUCCCUCUCGUCCUAUGAAAGAAAUGGCAAUGGACAACAGGAUAUUCUUUGUCAGAACUCAGGGAAAGAACAGGAAACCUUGGAGGAUGACAGGCAGUGAGAGAAGAAGGUUAUGAGAGCUAUCAAAGACUUGGUGAAGGGAACCUGUCGUGAAGUAAGAGCUAUCAAGGACUUAGUGAAGGAGACCUG
Molecule: messenger RNA, 2470 nt
Organism: Portunus trituberculatus (swimming crab)
Lineage: Eukaryota; Metazoa; Arthropoda; Malacostraca; Decapoda; Portunidae
Product: glutamate receptor ionotropic, kainate 5-like
Cellular component (GO): membrane
Molecular function (GO): glutamate-gated receptor activity
Source: RefSeq, a predicted model, not a curated record